This is a messenger RNA of Penicillium crustosum, 1569 nucleotides long. RefSeq lists its product as uncharacterized. The transcript has 3 exons. Lineage: Eukaryota; Fungi; Ascomycota; Eurotiomycetes; Eurotiales; Aspergillaceae. Gene Ontology annotation, molecular function: transcription cis-regulatory region binding; DNA-binding transcription factor activity. Gene Ontology annotation, cellular component: nucleus. The coding region runs from base 1 to 1569 and encodes 522 amino acids. Gene Ontology annotation, biological process: positive regulation of transcription by RNA polymerase II. The record is from RefSeq and is a predicted model, not a curated record.
AUGAGGAGGGGCGGUCCGGAAGUUGUUAACGGGCAAUAUAUACCUGUUGAGAAUCCCUCGGGCAUGCCAUCGGAGACUGAUCCUCGGGAUUUGGCGUCCCCUUUGAGGCCCACGGAUGAAGCCGAACCUGACAUGUCAUUCCUCGAAGCACUCACUGCAGAAAGUUUGGGUCCUGAUCCUAUCGAGGAGUACGAUAUAUCAAUAUCCUCGACGGGCCUAGAUAUGGUACAUGAUUGGUCCGCAGAUACCUGGUCGGCUGGUAACCAACUUGUCGAAGACAGUACAGACAUCCUGGACAGCUCGCUUCUCGGAUCGUUUUGCGAUCCAAUUUUGUACCAAACACCGCAGGAUCCUUUCGAUCAAUAUCUUUUUACUCACUACAUGGAUACCCUGUCAUUACGACUAUACCCAGUCAAACUAGACAGCAACCCUUACCGUAACGUAUAUGGAUCUUUGGCUACCGAGUCAGAGCCGGUACUAAAAGCGAUCAUGCUCGCCUCUGCUUUUCACCUCUCAAAGUUGGGAAAGUUACCAGCCUUCGCCGUCAAGCCUUACCGGAUGGCAAUGCAACGCUCGUUCCGGGAUGCUUUGAAGACACAAAACGACGAAUGGGCCCUUGGGGCGACCGUUUUUCUUUCCAUUGUCUUCGAUGUCAUCGGCACUGGUAUGGAUACCUGGAGCUCAAAGCUCAUCGGUUGCCGUCAAUUAUUAGAGAGAACACUUUCAAACCGAAACCUUAAAAUGGACUCGGGGCUCCGAUGUAUGCUUUUGCAGUACAAUUGGGCUGUUACAAUGGGGAAAACACUCCUCAGAGGAGUCUUGCCCGCUGCCACAUUCAACGAAUUGAAAUGCAUCGAUGAAAGUGAGAAAUUUCGUACAGCUUCUCAGCGCAUGGGUUCCUCUGCUAACGAGACCCCUUCUUUCUGUCUAGCCUCAGCCCUUCAUGGAGUAGCCGAGGAUAUUGAGAUGGCCCAUCAUCAAUCGCAAUGGUGGGACAACCUACCCGAUUAUCAAAUGCAUAUCUUCUUACGCCAGGCAACUGAAUACUCUCUCACUGUGGAGCGCCUAAAGUUUACUCCGAACGGUACAGACGAACUGCUGCAGCUUAUGCCACAUGUUGCUCAGCUUGUCAACAAAAUCCAAGCCUGGCAGCCGAAUGUCGUAGCGGUCCAACCCGAGUACAUGGAGUCGAUCCACCACUUCAACGAGAUUUGGAGACUGGGUAUGAUAUGUUUCGUUCACGGUGAGAUAUACUGCUUGGAAGCUAGUGAUGACCUUGUCCAGACCUACGUCGAGGCUUCCCUCGAGCCCCUUCGAAAGCUCACCUGGCUCCAGGCUUGUCUGUUCCCCAUGUUUAUGAUCGCGGUGCAUGCGCAGACGGAGGAAGCACGCACAGUCUUCAAUUCCAAGUUGAAGGAGAUGCAUAACGUGCUAGGCUUCCAGGCCCCAUUGUCUGUGGCUUCUGUUCUCAAGAGCAUAUGGGAACGUUCUGAUGCCACUGUGGCGGGGAAGUUCAAAUGGAAAGAGGUCAUUAAAGAUCUUCGCAUGGAAUUGAAUAUUAUUUUAUGA